AUGGCAAACUGGAAAGAACUGGGUGAGGUCCCAGACUCGGACGACGAACUCGACUUCGAUAGCCAGGAUCUUGAGUCGCUGCCGAACCCCGAACUACCUUCGAAACCCACCUCCGAUACUUUACAAACGAAGGACGUCCGAAAGAGCAUAUGGGAUGUUCCCGAAUCGUCACAGGAUACGCCAGCAGACGCGACUACAGAUCGUGUAGCAACGGACCGCCACCAUGAGGUGUUUAAGCCUAUUGACGGAGAGCCGCCCUCUUCGCCGCUGUCUUCGGUGCCGGAUGUGGAUGAGCUGGACGACCCCUUCAACUUGGACUUAGACGAACCAGCAGCCCAAGUGGCACCUACGACAAAAACGAGGACUAGAUAUCUUCCCAACGACCGCGACGACUCUCCCGAUCCCCUGGCUGGCGAUGAUACCGUUUCGACGAGCUAUGUUAGAAUCACUGCUCCUGAACCUGAGUUCCCCGCCGAGAACGAUACCGAAAGCCUUCCACCUCCUAAAAAGUCUCUGGCGGCCUCUUCACAACCCAGUCAACAGAGCCGGCAGAGACGAUUGGCUGCUCAGCUCUUUGCUAGUUCUAGCCCGGAUGCAGAGGUGGCAGCUCCACUUCAGCAGUCUAACGAUGGUAACACUUCGCCUCCGAGGCCUUUAUCCGUCUCCUCGGCAGCCUCUUCUGUUGCUUCUCCGGCGCCGACCCAGUCGAGGAAGCAGCUGAGGCCGGCAGCUAUUCAGCGGGUGGAAAGCUCCAACAGGGACGAGGAGGUUGCUCGACAAGUCGCUGUGCGGUAUGAACGCUCGUUCAGACCAAGGAAACCCAUCCAGGAACACCCAUACCUCAUUGAGAAUGCCCAGUACAGCAAGGCUCUCAAGUCACACGGCAUCCGGCCGAUCAGAAUGCCCACAGAGCCAGCCCCGAGACGUCAACGGCCGGAGGAGGAUUCCCAGGAGAAGGAUUUUGAGGAUGAUAGCCAAGAACCCACAGCUGAUGCGCCAAACGGAACCACAGACGAGAGCCAGUUCAACGGCCUGGAUAUCCCGCUAAGCUCUAGUCCUCAGCUGAUGUCGUCCCUCUCCGAUUCACCCCUCCGAACAUCGUCCCCCAAGCACCGCGGCGGACCGAGUAGCCAACCAAGUCAGGGAGAUACGGAUAAUACCAGCUUCUCCGAUGUCGACGAUUUGCCAUCCCUUGACAAGAUUCACCGCGACUUGCUGGCAAACCGAUCUGCCAAAAAGCGAAAGCGCGGGAAAGGCACUGCGACCAAGGCUGUGGUGACGCAGACGGCAGCCCCAAAUGCGCCCUCGCGCCCGCAGUUUCAGCAGUAUGAUGAGAUUUACGGCAUGCUUUCUUCGCCGUCUUCAUCGCCUGAAGUACAAACUACUGUGAUCAACCAUUUGAUUGAUCCUACAUCAUUGCCUACAGAGAGCAACGCCGGAACGGUAUUUUCUGAGGGCGAUGACCUGCCUAUCGUGGAUGGCAACAUGUUGUCUGCUCCUGAGCUCCAGGGGCGAAUUUCGGUCGAAAGGGAACCGCCAGUCUUCGACCUGACCGUGGCAGACAUGUCCGAUGUGGAAGAAGACAAUGGAUCCGGAGAUGUUGAUGCGCAUAGCAGUUCAGGAGAGGAGUCGGAGGGUCGGGAUGAUGGUCGCGAGGAGGUCGGCGCGGCGAUUGCAAAGAGAAUGCGAGGUGUCCUUCCGGCAUCCUGGCUUAGGCUCGACCAACAGGCAAACCGUCCCAAGCCUACUCAGUACCAACGCCCCGAUGACUCCCCUGAGAAGGGUCCAAGACGAGGCGUGGCUGUCCGACGGAUAGGUCGCUCGGCAUCAUCUACGGCAGCAGCGUUUCUCUUCGAUGACUCAGACGACGAUGUGGUCACUACGCAGACGCCUACACGUCCUUCUCACAAUAUCCAGACUGUGUUGCCUUUCGAGAGAUCUGAGGUCACGGAAAUCAGUGACGACGACGACGGUGGCUCCGUCGUUGAAGAAGACCAGGUUGACCAUAUGCUACCAAGCAGAAAACGUCAAUUGACUUUGAAAGACUUUCGACAACCCGCCAAAAGGCAGAAAAAGAACGACCGUCCAUCAAGCACCCAACCCAAGAAACGCGGGAGACCGCUGAAAAGCGCACUCCGAACUUCUGGAGCUUCCCGCCUCGAUCCUUUCUCUAAAAGUCGCAAAUCUACUUUGAGCAACACUCGAGCUGUGGCCCGAGCGAAAUCUCCUCCAAGGUUGAGCAUUCUGGAUGUCAUCGAACCAGAUGCGCCGAAGUUUCUGAAGAUUGCGGCUCGAGCAGCUCAUAGCAAACGGCACAUGGGACGAUCCAGUCCUACACACAAGAGCAUACGCCUAGCCACGCGGAAGGACAAUGUAGAUGCCGGCAGAGUGCUCCAACAGUGGAAAGGAGGCAAGAUUCGACCUCGACCUGGAUUGCAGACGAAGAAACCUAGGCCCACAGGGUCAAGUGGGCGACACCCACUGACUCAACUACCAUCAAAUGUCUUCUCUCGUGGUGCUGUAUCCUCUCCAAAAGCCCGCAGCGCCACGCAGUCUGAUGAACUCCGUCGUGAGACCUCAACGCCUUUGACGCCUUUGCCGGAGGCGCACUCUCGGAUAAGGCAAAUGUCGAGAAGUAAUUCGGUCACAAGCCAGCAGACGCAAGAUACCCGAAAUAGGCCGGCUCAGCUUGAAACAGAUUUGACCCAGCAACCGGGUAGAGUCGGUUUCCAAGCAAAGAAGCGAGCUCUCGAUGCUCUUUUCAAGCGUAAUCACUCGCAGUCGCUGUCAUCGAGAAGUGCGCACUUGGAUUCUUUCUUAGACGACACAUCAUCAGUAGUAUCAGGGCACAGCCUUGCUGCUGGAGGCUCUCCUGAGCCUGCAGCAGUCAAGAGGCCAAUACUGAAGCGCCCGAGAAAGCCUGUACAGCCAAUCCAGAUCGAUGUAACGGCCGCCCAUUUCCGCCACGCAGAUGACCCCAUGCCUACCAUAGAGUUGAUAACUCCCGUCGAAACGCCCAAAGCCGCGUUCAACGACAAUCAGCUUCUUGGUCUUGGUCCUUUUGGCACACACUAUACACAGCACUUUGAUAUUUUCCCCCUGGACCGCGGGGUCUUCUUUCACGAGACAACACUCAUAGGCAGUGGACGGGUCAGCUCAAUAGCGUAUGACCAGUUUCCCGAGAAGGUGUGGAAUUAUCGACCCCGAAUUUCUUACAGCCUUGGUGAAAUGGUCCUUCGAUGGGACUCAUGGACCGAGCAAGUCUCGUCCGAGUUCGGCAUCGUGAUGGACGGGAUCCUCGAGCAAAUUCUCAGGCCAUCGCUGUCUGCAGAAGUCACACCCAAUGGCAAAGCAGCGGCAAGAUUUGUUCUGGACUACGUCCAAAAAGCGAUGAGCUUCACCAACGAUGCCGAUGCUGCCUCAUUCAUCGCUCGGGUGUCUGAUGUGGUCAAGUCUUUCUUGACGCGCUUCGAAUCUGAAGAUGUCAGUGACUUGGCUCAACGUCGGGAACUGGCUGACGUGUUGUCGAAUGUAUUCCUCGUUGUCUCUUACGCCGUCCGCCUCUGUCAAAAAAGUCCGGCGCUGAUGACAGAGAGCUUUGCUAUGGAGGCGCUUCUCAGAAAAACUGCAGAAACACUGGUCCGAUCGCUACUCGGUAUUGGCCUGGAUGACGUUACGCAACUCUACGAUGAUCUUCAGACCUUAAGAUACCGCGAGCGUGGCAUUCGCUCCGACAAGUUCGUAGCACACGCUUGGGUAGUUCUCAUAAAGGCCCUAGAAUAUCUUCGGAUUCCUAGGAUGACAUUCUGGGACGUUACAUACUCGUGCAUGAUACAACCAAGUGUCAUUCGUGGCAUGGACUCCCAAGAGUUUGAGAAUCUUUGGAAGAAGAUGUUCACGCUCCUACCCUUGUGCGAAUUUGACGACAAUGGUGUGGUCGUUUCCGAUAGGAGACACCUGGUUCCCCUGGAAGGGUGGAACUUGCCCCAGCAAGUCCUCAAACGCGUCUUCCAACUAUACCGCGACAAUCCCCGCCAGUCUCCAAGCUUCAACGACUACUGCCGGGCACUAGUGUCCAGAUGCCACUAUCUGGUCGAUCAAUGGGGUUGGCAGAAAAGCAGCGGUAUCAUCGGUACCAUCUUCGACUUCUUUGGCUCGCAGAACUUAUCUCAUUUGCGCAACGAGGAAGCCUUCCGCUCAGCUCGUUUCCUAGACAGCCUUCAUCUUGAACCGUCUCUCCAUGUCGAGCCUGAGGAUAGGUGUUUCCACAUAUUCCUCAAACUCGUGGCACUAGCCAUCAAGAGGCUGAGACAGAAUGGGGCAAUCAACGACAUCCGGAAUUUGGUCGCUCGCACACUGCCAAACCACGACCGGCAAUAUUCUAAAGAACAAGACGUUCACCAGAAUGACUUAGCCGCUCUCAGGAACCAUCAUGAUCUCUUAUGUACUCUGUUCUGGGCAGCGCCACCUGAUCUUCGUCCCGGCAUCCACAAUCUGGAGAAAUUGGUCAUUCCCGCUAGCUCUCAUAAGGAAGCCUGUCUUAUUAACCUGCGGGCCUGGAAUCAACUGGCAAGAUUUGUUGUACACGAAGAGUCCGCCGCGUCAUUCAACCCGCUGGCUAGCUGGCAGGCCAAUGUCUUCAAGCAGCUGUUGGACCAGUACAACUCUGCCGCAGCAGAUAUCCAACAGCAGUUCUUAGCACUGUCUAAGGAUGAUAGCAAUAAUGUCAGCGAGGACCUGAUGAACUCCAUUGUGGCUACAAACAAAGCUGCAACCAUGGAGAUCAUGCUGUUCUCAGUCAAGUCCUCAAUGGAGGUUGUGCAGUAUGCGAGUAGUUUGGAGUUGGCAAGGCUUGCCUCUAGCCCUUAUCAAUUACAGCAAGUCUUCCAGCAUUUCUCUACUUUGCCAGCAGACUUCCCGUCCACGCUUCUCCAAGCCUCUAUGACCACGCUGGAACGUCUUCUUGGUCGAAUCGAGUCGGUCUUCAACGAAGCAGAUGAUAGUCAAGACAGUAUGGCCUCUCGGACUUUGGAGUCCGAGGAUGCCAUUCUGAUGCUGGACCGCGAAUUGGCUGCUGCGUUCCUCUCAGCAGCACGCUGCCUCUUGUCAAAUCAAUCGCUCGGUAAACCUGGCAAUUCAAGCGUGUCAACAUCCUGUGUUGAGCAAUCCGUCGUGGUAUCUGGCAUGAUGAUUGGUCUUUUCGUACGCUGCGGAAUGAUGGAUAUUGGAGGAAGCCUUUUGCUGUUGUGGCUCAUGGUCAUCAUACAGCCGAGUCACUGCUUGAGAUUUGAGAACCAGUUUGGACAGCAGCUCCAGCGGCAGGGCUAUCCUUUCAUUCCGGACAAAGCAGGUCUUGUCGUCAACCCAGGCUACGCGGCCAACCGUGACUUUUUUGAGUACGCGGCAUCUUGGAUGCGGAAAUCUUUACACACAGCCGACACUGCCUCCAAGAAGAACAUGCGGUCGGAGUUCGAGAGAGUGCUUAAUGCCGUCAUGAACCAAAUGCGGGCUGACCUUCAAAUCAUGACCGCAGACGAAUUACAACACCCAAGCUAUGUCAAGUUCGUCCGCAACAUCAUUUCCCUCAUCAAGGCUCAUGGUUCAGACAUCUGUCCCGUACAAAAGUUCUUCUUGGAAGUGAGCAAGGAGUAUUCGCCACCGAUGCAGGACCCGCAAUUACAAGCAGCGUUGAUCCAGUCAUACGGAUUCAAGCUUGCGGAAGGCGACCCCAGAGUCCCUAGUACAUUAUUCCACUUCUUGCUCAAUAACUUCAAGGGGGCUCUUCAGCGUGGCCGACUGCCGCAUGAGGUUGUCCUCCUAAAAGGGGCUUUGGAAAAUGAUGCCAUCAUGUCGUUCGUUCUCAGCAAGAUGCUUCCCGCGGUGCUGCAUGCCACCCUAUCUAAUGUCGAGGCCUACGCGAUGCUCGAUGUUUUAUGCGACGCGCUUGGACUGGCAAUAAAAUCGUCACCUAUUCCUCGUCAAGUCAGCGAAGACAAUAUGGGGUGCAUUGCUGCCUUGGUCACCACCACAUUGGCUUGGGCAAACGCCCUAGGACGGAGCAUGCUUAGUCCUGAGCAUGUUCAUGUGCUCCGACGCAUCACUUGGCUCCUCAACGCAUUUCAGCCUUCCCUUGAAGCGUUCUCAUUCAUGGUUACAGAACCUCGAGGCUGGGACAACGUUAUGUCGAUGUUACAUUGGUUCAGCCUGCUCGCCCAAGGGGCGCAAGAGUAUCUUGAAAACCAAGAAACCCCUUUCAUAGCCGCAUCGGGGCUGUUUCGCCGACUCAGAACUCUCAAUGAGAUCUUCACGAUCCAGGACACCACGGUUCUGACCUGGUCAGAGCAUAUAGGAAACGACAUCAGUAGGAAUUGGGUCACGACAGGACCAUUGUUAACGGUAUCACCACACAACCGUGGCACACCUUCAACGCAGUCUGGGAUUGGAUCACUACGGCCUAAGUUGCGGAAGAGCCCGUCCGAAGGCGGCGCAGAAGACGGCAAACCACCAGACAAACCGGCCGGCGAGCAAGAGGACGGCAGUAGAAGCAAAGAUGGCAGCAUAAGCAAGACUGAGUCGGUCACGGCGGAGUCGGCUUUUCGGAGGUCGAGAGGCGGCGCGUUCGCCUCUGCGAGAGCGCGCCUCUCAAGGCCGCGGGCCGCUGACGAGCUGCCACCGGUGAAGCUGCCGCAGAGCUUCCUCGACAACAGCGUAUCGCUGUACGAUCCCGAAAACCGCAUCAACACCCUCACGAACGACCUGUGGCACCAUCGAUACAUGGGCGCCCGCUGGCACGAUCUGCUCUGGAAAGAUUUGGAUCUCGUCUUCAGCCAUGCGUCUUGGAGCGAAGCGAAGUUGCAAGAUGCGCUGCGCCGGGGCAAUCUCGAAGCCAUUGAGAGGAGGAGCCGCCUCCUUGCUGAGGCAUCGCAGUGGCUGAGUCUCUCCAUUGACGAGAUGCGAUCUUCGAACAACCUGCAGAACUCCCGCGAGCCGCUGCCGACCACCGAAUUCGCAGACAUGCUUCGAUACUCCAACAAAUUCGUCCUUUCAAACCUUUUGUCGCAACACACCAGAGCAACGACGGACGCCGAUCCAACACAAGAUCCAGACAGCGUACUGCAAUCGCUUGUCGAGCAAUACAUCGAAGAGGGACGGCCGAAGCUGCGACGUGACGGACUGAGGUUAUUCGACCCCCGAAUCCGCGGCGAAGUCGUCACGGCUGUGUGCGCGGAGCUUUCUCUGCAGCCGGACGCAAGUGCCGCAGGCAGGGAGCUCAAGAGACCGCUUACUGUCGUCAACAUUCCGAACUACACCGGCCGAAGCCAUACCAAGAAGCUCAUGAAGCACGUUGCGUCAUGCGCGGAAGCCGAUUUGAUUCACCUCGAUGCGCAGGAGCUGGCGAUGCUUGUCGGCGACUACAUCGGGCAGGACUGUGCCUACUCGCGCGGCUCGAUCUCUAUGCUGGGAUAUCGGUCUGCCGAGAUGAAUGGACGUCUCGUCAAGAGCGAGGAGCCGUCCAAGCCCAACGACGAGGAUCUUUCCGGCGAGAUCGAAGCGGCAUGGGUCAACCUUCGAGAUCACGGGGUGGAUGGCGGCUACGGCAACCCAAUGGACAACGAACUGCAAAAGAUCAAAGAAGGCCCCAAGGACUACAUCCUUCCUUCUGUCGAUCGAUGGGAAAACCUGAAGAUCAACGCCGUUCUCGAGGAGAUUGCCAACUCGGCUACGAAGAUGACGUCGAAGCCGGAUCGCAACCUGAUCAUUCACGUGGACGACUUCGUCGAGCUCAACAUGACGCUCGAGGGUGCGCUGCUCAUCGGUCGACUUCGGACCAUCGUAGACACCAUGUGGCGCGCUGGAAAGAGAGUGACCCUGGUGGGCACCUCAUCCAACGAGAACCCUUCGGAGCAGUACGCAUCGACGCUCAAGGAGAUUGCGGCAGAGGAGUGUUUGAUCCCUUUGCCCCUGAACUUCCAGCGGAUCACCGACGCUGCAAACACCAAGAAGAUUUACGAGGCCAAUGACUUCUUGCAAGAGAACCUGCGAAACAUCCAGCAUAUGCUGAAGAGCAUUUCUGGCCAAACGCGAGACACGAGUAAACUGCGCAUCGUCGGCGUGUCAAAGUCCUCGCCGCCGCAGUUCCUCUUGGAUGACACACACGGCUCUUAUAUGGAGGUCUCGCUCAUCCCCCGCGUUCUGGCAACCUCCAUCCUCCCCCUUUCCGACGUAUACCACAUAACCCGCCUCUUCUACGCCUGCGAGGGCACCGUCCGCCCCGACGAGUCAUGGAGGGUUCUCUUCGACGUCGUCGAGUCCAGCAGCUACAGCACCGCGCAGCUGCACCGCACCCAGGACCGGCCGACGCGCUCCAAACCCUCCUCUGCCGGCGCGAGCUCGUCUGCCGACAUGCAGAAGCCCGAACCCGAACGCCUCCGCGUGUCCGGCAACUACAACGACUACGAGAAGAAGCUCCUCAGCGGUCUCGUCAACAGCAGCGAGAUCAAGACGACGUUUGCCGACGUCCACGCCGACGCGGAGACCAAGAACAACCUCAAGCUCCUGACCUCGCUGUCGCUCGUCCGCCCUGAAGCCUUCACAUACGGCGUCCUCGCCACCGACAGGAUACCGGGCUGCCUCCUCUACGGCCCGCCCGGCACCGGCAAGACGCUGCUAGCCAAGGCCGUUGCCAAGGAGAGCGGCGCCAACAUGCUCGAGGUCAGCGGCGCCAGCAUCAACGACAUGUACGUCGGCCAGAGCGAGAAGAACGUGCGCGCCCUCUUCUCGCUCGCCAAGAAGCUGAGCCCGCUCGUCAUCUUCAUCGACGAGGCCGACGCCCUACUCGCCGCCCGCGGGCAGCGGAACCGCGCCGCGCACCGCGAGACCAUCAACCAGUUCCUGCGCGAGUGGGACGGCAUGAGCGACACCAAAGCCUUCAUCAUGGUCGCCACCAACCGGCCCUUCGACCUCGACGACGCCGUGCUCCGCCGGCUGCCGCGCAAGAUCCUCGUCGACCUGCCCCUCAAGGCCGACCGCGCCUCUAUCCUCCGCAUCCUCCUCAAGGGCGAGACGCUCGACGCCUCGGUCGAUGUCGACGACGUCGCGCGGAAGACGGUGCUCUACUCCGGCUCCGACCUCAAGAACCUCUGCGUCGCGGCCGCCAUGACGGCCGUCCAGGAGGAGAGCGAGGUGGCGGCGCGGCACACCGGCCCGGAACCCUACGUGUUCCCUCCCAAACGCACGCUUGCGAAACAUCAUUUUGAUAAAGCGCUCAAAAUGAUCGCCGCCAGCGUCAGCGAGGACAUGGACAGCUUGAAGAGCAUCCGUCGCUUCGACGAGAAGUACGGCGAUGUCCGGGCCAAGAAUAGCCAGAAGAGGAAGGGUAUGGGCUUCGGUGUGCUGCCGACAUCGACGGAUGCUGAGGAGGCCAGGGUGCGGCAGGCUGUUGCUUGA
Colletotrichum costaricense is the source of this 9447-nucleotide messenger RNA. Its product is annotated as Mus7/MMS22 family protein. Lineage: Eukaryota; Fungi; Ascomycota; Sordariomycetes; Glomerellales; Glomerellaceae. The record is from RefSeq and is a predicted model, not a curated record. Gene Ontology annotation, biological process: replication fork processing; double-strand break repair via homologous recombination. Gene Ontology annotation, cellular component: Cul8-RING ubiquitin ligase complex; nucleus. Bases 1 to 9447 code for a protein of 3148 amino acids. The transcript is spliced from 6 exons. Gene Ontology annotation, molecular function: ATP binding; ATP hydrolysis activity.